UAGUAGAAGUGCUUUGGAGAACGAAACACGAUUCUUUCUGUUAUCGUGGUCGCUGCACUCAGGACCUGUAACAUCUGCUCUUCUCAGACCAAAAACUGGAAUCUUUUAAUUCCCUGAAAAGCUUUAUUUAAACCUGAAAUACAACCAGCUUCAAACGUCCACUGUUCUGUCAUCAUGACUGCAUCAACUGCUGCUUAAAGAUGAAAGGACUCUAAAAGCUGAUCAGACAGCGCCCCCCACUGGAAAUAAAGUUAACUGCAGGUUUCCUCUGAGAGGAAAUGACACCUGAUGAAACUGAAAGAACACCGACGGAUGAACCGAACCCAGACGCCAUUAGAGGAGAUAAAACGUUUGCUGGAAUAAAACAGAUUUGUGGGAUUGUUUCUGCCUGAAUCUGGUGAGUCCUGAGACUGAAAGUUAGAAAUGGCUGAGAGAAACGCUUUUCUGGAAUCUUUCCUGAGCUGUCACAUUUGUUCAGAGACUUUCAAAGAUCCUGUGACUCUGAAGUGCAACCACAACUUCUGCUCCAGCUGCCUGCAGGAGCUCUGGAAACAAACGCAAAGCAAAAAGUGUCCCAUCUGUAGAAAGAAAUCCUCUAAAAAGAACACACGGCUGAACUUCAGCCUGAAGGAACUGGCCGACUCGUUUGCUGGAAGACCAAAAUCUGGACCAUCAGAGACAGAAGAACAGGUCAUGGAGGUCUGUGAGAAACAUCCAGGAGAAGUUAAGCUGUUCUGUAAAGACGAGCAGAGACCUGUGUGUCCCGUCUGCGAGUUCUCUCAGCACCAGAGUCACAAAGUGGUUUCUGUAGAAGAAGCCGUCAGAGACCUGAAGGAGGAGCUGAAAUCAGACAUCAAGUCUCUGACGGACAAGAAGAACGAAUGCAGACAAGUGGAGGAGAAGUUUGAACUUGUGAUUCAACACUUUGAGAGGCAGCAGCUGACUGCGGAGAGACAGAUCCGAGCAGAGUUCAACAAGCUUCACCAGUUCCUGAAGGAGGAGGAGGAGUCCA
Messenger RNA from Oryzias melastigma (Indian medaka), 1012 nucleotides. Its product is annotated as E3 ubiquitin-protein ligase TRIM17-like. Gene Ontology annotation, molecular function: zinc ion binding. The annotation marks the transcript as partial. The record is from RefSeq and is a predicted model, not a curated record. NCBI's taxonomy places the organism in Eukaryota, Metazoa, Chordata, Actinopteri, Beloniformes, Adrianichthyidae. The transcript has a single exon.